This is a messenger RNA of Nematostella vectensis (starlet sea anemone), 1189 nucleotides long. RefSeq lists its product as uncharacterized. Gene Ontology annotation, molecular function: protein binding. The record is from RefSeq and is a predicted model, not a curated record. The transcript has 3 exons. The coding region runs from base 134 to 1189 and encodes 351 amino acids. Lineage: Eukaryota; Metazoa; Cnidaria; Anthozoa; Actiniaria; Edwardsiidae.
GCAGUUUAGAGCGGCUACCAAGCUCUUCUACGAAAUACUGUAGAUGUUCCGUUUUUAUCCCAUUCAGUCCAUUGCGUUAAUCGUUCUUUGUUAAUUUAGAGGACUAAGGGAAAUCACCGAAGGUAUUUGAAUAAUGUCAGAAACUGUUGACAGAGAGGCAGAAACUGUGCCUUGCAAAGAUGAUGUGGUAGAUAGAGAAGAUGCUACAAAGAACCAUGAUGAUGAAGUAGAUAGAGAUGACGCUACAAAAGGUAAUUAUAAAGUAUUACAAAAUAAUUUAAUGAAUGUGGGAAUAACAGCCCCACCUCCUGCAACAGUUCCACAAAUAACAUUCUACCUUGAUGACUGUGAUGCAAACAAAAAUGUGAUUAAGAAAUUUCCAAAGGAACCUAUUGAGUGCAGAGUAGGGCAAGCAAAGGUUUUGGGGCGUGGGAGAGGCGUUGACAUAUUCCUCAACCAUGAUACAGUAUCACGAAGCCACAUGAAGCUCACACCAUUUUAUAAUCCAACUCGUAAUGUGAUGGAAUUCGAGGUUGAAGUCACAAGCACUACACAGGUCAUUACUAUCAAUGAGGAAAGCUUGUUGUUAGGAGGAAAGAAAAUUAUUUAUUCUGGAGACAAAUUAAAACUUGGGGAAUUGGAAUUUUGUAUUGAAAUACAACAAGGACAGGAAAGAAGUCGCUCCCUGAUUGCACUAAAGGGUAAGAACCUUUUUAAAAUGUUCCCACAGGCUACACAGAGCCAAGAUGUUCAUCCAGUGAUAGUUGGAGUGCAAAACUUGAAUAUCAGCAGUGGUGGCAGCAUGCUGCCAAAUGCUUCCAUGGGUCCAUACAUACCCCCUCAGGGUAUAAUGUACCAGUGUCCAUCGUUCGGUGGGCAGUAUAUGCCUCCUCAAGUAAAUAUGACUGGCCAACCUGGACAGGUUCCCUACUUUGGAAAUCAGGGGUAUAUUUACCAGGCUCCACCACCAGGCCCUAGAAUGGGAGUGCCGCCACCCUCUUACCAGGAUGACCAGGAUUACCAGGAUGCCAGUUACAGACGUAAUAUGUAUAGACGAUCUGGGGGGUCCCAACCAUCAGAACACUCUGAGGAUAGUGGCAUGAAUCUGUCAUUCGAAGAAACUAACUUGCCGAAAGGACAAUCAUUUGAGGAGACUGAGCCUCCCAAAAAGGGUGAGAAAGGGGAUUGA